Molecule: messenger RNA, 788 nt
Organism: Triplophysa dalaica
Lineage: Eukaryota; Metazoa; Chordata; Actinopteri; Cypriniformes; Nemacheilidae
Product: dual specificity protein phosphatase 3-like
Exons: 3
Coding region: 139-678 (179 amino acids)
Biological process (GO): protein dephosphorylation; negative regulation of MAPK cascade
Cellular component (GO): cytoplasm
Molecular function (GO): protein tyrosine/serine/threonine phosphatase activity; MAP kinase phosphatase activity
Source: RefSeq, a predicted model, not a curated record
UUACGUCACGCCGCAGCAUAAACAUUUAAAAUAACGAACUUCAGCGUCUUGAGACCCUCUCCAGUAGUCGCACAAAUAUACACUUACACCGCCUGGAAAGAACAUUAUUUCCCGGAGAGCUACAAUCUUUAUUUCGCCAUGAUUAGCGUUAACUAUAGAGUGUCAGUUAGACAGCUGAUCGAUCUGCUGACAGAUGACAACGGAGAUUUCAGAACACCCUCUAAAAGCUUCAAUGAAGUCUACCCCGGAAUACUGCUAGGAGAUGAGUCUGUCGUCAGAGAUGUGACCCGUCUGAAGCAGCUGGGAGUGACACACAUCCUGAAUGCAUUGGAAGGCGAGUCAGACAUGCACGUGAACACUAGUGCAGAGUUUUAUUCUGGAUCAGGAAUCAUCUAUCAUGGAGUACCAGCCAUUGACGAUGAUGAUUUUGACCUCAGCAGAUAUUUCAAAGAGGCUUCUGAUUUUAUCAAAAGUGCUUUGUCAGUAGAAGGAAAGGUUUAUGUUCACUGUCAGAAAGGCUACAGUCGUUCAGCCACACUAGUCAUUGCAUAUCUGAUGCUGCAUCACAGGAUGUCUGUACAUGAUGCUGUGGCCACAGUAAGAGAAAAACGUGAAAUUGGACCAAAUGAGGGAUUUCUACUUCAGCUCUGUGAGCUAAACAACCGGUGCGAGAAGUAGCUUGAAAUGCCUCGACGUAAUUUAUUUUGUAAUCUGUUAUAUAUGAUAUAGAACAAUGUUCUAUUGUUUCCGUGUCUGAGUUUGGAAUAAACAUUCUCUGCUUUUCCUGA